This is a messenger RNA of Knipowitschia caucasica, 582 nucleotides long. Lineage: Eukaryota; Metazoa; Chordata; Actinopteri; Gobiiformes; Gobiidae. The record is from the annotation of a GenBank genome assembly.
AUGGAGAAAUUCAUCAAGAGGAGGAGACCCAUCCAGAAGCCCCCGCUCAGCAUCCAGAGGCCCCCGCUCAGCAUCCAGAGGCCCCCGCUCAGCAUCCAGAGGCCCCCGCUCAGCAUCCAGAGGCCCCCGCUCAGCAUCCAGAGGCCCCCGCUCAGCAUCCAGAGGCCCCCGCUCAGCAUCCAGAGGCCCCCGCACCUCAUCCAGAGGCCCCGGUUCAGCAUGCAGAGGCCCCCACACAGCAUGCAGCACAAAAGAGAGUCACAUGAUCUGGAAGUUGUCCCUCCAAAAAGUAUUCGGCUUUCAGAAUCUGUCUCUGAAGCAUCAGCAAAGGCUGAGAGCUUGCCGGAAGUGGGAACUGGGAACGGAGUAUGUUACCCGUUGAGGAUUCCCUGCUUAUGGACACCUGAACGGCAGCAAGUGGAAAUGCUGCGCAUGUGUGAUGGCCUGGAUGAAGAGUAUAAAGAAGACCUCAGUGAACCGUUCAUGUUCAUGUUUAGUUUGCAGGCAGACUAUGAGGAGUUCUGCAAGGAAAUGAUGGACAAAAGGCAGCUGCAGGUGUUUUCCGGCUUUGAAAUGAGAUAA